Phaethon lepturus (White-tailed tropicbird) is the source of this 3091-nucleotide messenger RNA. Its product is annotated as microtubule-associated tumor suppressor 1 homolog. The transcript has 9 exons. The annotation marks the transcript as partial. The record is from RefSeq and is a predicted model, not a curated record. Gene Ontology annotation, cellular component: cytoplasm; nucleus. Gene Ontology annotation, molecular function: microtubule binding. NCBI's taxonomy places the organism in Eukaryota, Metazoa, Chordata, Aves, Phaethontiformes, Phaethontidae.
AUGAAUGUUGAAAAAUCAGAUGACAAAGCAAAGAAUGGCUUGAAGUCUUCCUUAAUUAUAAAGGAUGAAAAUGGAAAUAGCUACGCAUGUGACAGAGCUACACCUUCCUCAAAGAAUUGUGCCACCAAGAUAUGUGAUGAUUUGACUGACCAAAAUACAGUGACUGAGCAUGAAGAUGAUACUAUUCUUGAAAAUAAGAGUGACUUCAGAAGUAUUCUUUUAAAACAGCAGUGUAUUGAAGCACUUCAUUUGCAGAAGACACCUGGUAAAUACAACUGCACAGGAGCUCUGUUGGGAGAUGCAGAUGCUGCAUGCAAGUCUUCUGUGACUGAACAGACUUGUGUGUAUUUGAACUGUGACUUGAAAGAAACGACAGACUUACUGACAGGUAAUGUUGCUAUGGCAAAAAUGCAAAAUCAGAGUACGAAACAAUCGGUGCCUUACAGUCAGACUGACUCCAAGUGUAUAUUACCUCUUCCUGCUCCAGAGCAGAACACGCCAUCCCUGAUAAAGGAUGGGGCACGCUGCCACCUGAGCACAUUGGAUGUUACUAAUGUUAUAGGUGAAACUCUGGGAACUGAUCAAAAUGAUGACAUCCAUCUGAGGGAAACGCUAAUCUCUUCUGAAGUAUGUACGAGAGAGAAAUUUGAUAGAACCAGCUCAGAAAGAACACCUAAUUUCUUUUAUACCAUGGUGGCUUCAGAAAGCCCAGAUGCCUAUUCAGAACUUGAAGUAUAUUGUCCUGCCUCUGCAGGUGUCAAACACUAUCUAAAAAACACUAACAAGACUGAGAAAGAAUCCCAGGAGGCGGAAGGAUGGUCUGUAAAGCUAGCUGCUGAAUGUAUAGAUCCUUCUAGGCAAGAAGCAUUACUGCCAUGCAUUAAUAUUAAUGAAGAUGACCAAGUGAAAUCCUUGCAGGAUAUGCCUGACCGUGAUGAAACUGGGAAUUCCAGUGCUGAAACAUGCAUGGAUAGUCCUGUACAUAAUGUGCACCUUCUCCCAGUAGAUAAAAUGGCUGGAGAACAAGUAUCAAAGAAAACCAGUGAACCCUUAACCAAAGAACAGAAUAUCUCUGGAAAUGCUGCUUUUCAGGAUAUGCACAACACUUCUUUCAUAUCUCGCAGUGUACCAAAAUUAAAGAGGACUGUUAUGCCUGAGCUGAAAUGCGAAGCAACUUUUGUGGUUUUCAGUCCUAUGGCUGACGAAAGCGAUUCUGCUCUGUGUACUUCAACCCCUAAAGAACAAUCAAAAGAUACAACUUUCUCUGUUUCAGCUUUGGCAGAACUUGGAGACAAGUCUCCUAAACUAAGACCAAAUGAUGCAUUUGUAGGAGGGCAUAAUAGAAGGCCUUUGCUCAAAUCUAGUCCAGGUCAAAUCACAGGAAAACCAGUGGGCAGGUCUCCUAUUGUGUCAACAAUAACCAAAGCAAAGAAAUCUGAGAUUGUUAGUUUUCCCAAACCUAAUUUCAAAAACGUUAAGCCAAAGGUUAUGUCUAGGCCUGUGCUACAGUCAAGAGACAGUACAGCAUCAAAACAGUCUCCUCAGUCCCCCCAACUAUCAGCUGUCUCCUCAUCUUCGCUGGUUACUUCCCCGAGGCAAUUGUCCCCGUCUAUAAAAGUGCUGAAAAAGAAAAUAGAUCUAGCUAAAGAUACUAAAGUGGAAUUGCCUGUGAAUAAGCCCCAUAAGCUACAUCUUAACAAACACCUCUUCACUAGCCAAGUCAUACGUGCUACAACACAUCCCAGAAACGCUUCCCACAAGGCUUCAAAGACACCUGCAUUAAAGCAGAAUCCGGAAGACAUUGGCAAAGCAAGCUCUACCCAUUCGGCAUGCUCCUUGGUUUCUGCUGCGCUUCCAGCAUGUGUAGAGAACUCGAAAGAAAUGCUGAAUGAUAAAAUGGAAAGUUCAAACUCUUUAAUGCAGCCCUGUGCUCAAAACAUCUAUCUGUCAGGAGGUGAAAGGGAGCAAAACAGCAACAUGGGAAUUCUUCUAGAAGCAGCCUUGUUAAAAGAUGUGGUAAAUGAAACAUUUGACCUGCAUUCUGUUCCUUUGGUGCCUUCUGUGAAAGAUGGGACAACACAAGGGAAAAACAUACCGAAGAAAGGCCCAAUUACACUACGAAGUGUAACAGCCCCCAAGGUUAAAAUGGUGCCAUCUGUGGUGCCGCUGAAGAGAGGAUGUGAAAAUAAAACUGUCUGCACAGCUAAAGCACCUUCUCACAAAGGACCUGUUCUGUCAUCAAGCUCUGGUAUAGGAUCUUCGCCAAGAGAGAAGCAUGCCUCUGUGAUAAAUUCUCCAGCCUCCUGGGCUAGCUCCAGUAAACCGCCCACCAAAUCCAAAGUGCCUGUCAAAAGAUCAGUGCUUGAGAGAACACCUAGCAUCUCAUCAGUCAGCAGCACUCAGAGCGAGCGAAGUCUUUUCAGCAGUAAUUCUGCAAGUGCCACAGUCAUCAUCAAGAAUGGAGAAUGGCCUUCAAAACCAGCCUGCCAGAAUGGUGCUUUGGGAUCUGUCCCUUUGAAAGCAGUACCAAGACCUAGAUUACACUCGUUGAAGUCAACUCCAAAAGGAGCCAAGGCCAGGUCUGCUUCACUGAGCCAGUGCAUACCAAAAUCAUCUGGGCCACUGCACUCAGCAAGGAAAGUCAGUGAGGCUAGAGGUACUCCUGGAAGAAACGGACACCAAAACCUACCUUGUUUGGGUUCUGUUGACAAGGGCAAGCAGCGAAGUCCCAAAAGCUCGUGCAUACAGACUCAAGCCGCCACAGAUGUGCAUUUGCCUGGCACAAAAACAGCCGAGUUGACACAGUACAAAACAAAAUGUGAGGCCCAAAGUGGAAUCAUCCUGCAGCUGAAGAAAUUCCUGACAAGCAGUAACCAGAAGUUUGAAGCAUUAACGGUUGUGAUCCAGUACCUGCAGUCUGAGGAGGCUGGUUCAGCUUGCAACCACCAGAAAGCUAAGCUAGCCAAAGAGAGAGCAUUUCUUUGCCGGCUUAGCGAUGUGGACCGUCCUUACCAGCGGUCAGAGCCAGCGCAGGUUAAACAAGAAAGGAAAAGUGGCAGUACAGAGGAAGUGGUGAAAUCGGCCAUUUACA